This is a messenger RNA of Drosophila kikkawai, 2278 nucleotides long. RefSeq names its product inactivation no afterpotential D (gene inaD). Lineage: Eukaryota; Metazoa; Arthropoda; Insecta; Diptera; Drosophilidae. The record is from RefSeq and is a predicted model, not a curated record. Gene Ontology annotation, molecular function: protein binding.
AGUUUAGGCGCACUUUUCAAUGGACUCAAAUCGGGCGCUGCCAACGCGGAAUACUUACAACUAAUAAAAAAUUCAAAAUAAAUAAAACUAUUACAAAUAAAUUAUCAAUUAAUCUUUGUGUGCACUUAAUGUCCGGCCAGUGAGUCGCGAGUUUGGUGUGGAUUAUAGAGCAAUCGAUACCAGCCAGCGAGGAUGGUUCAGUUCCUGGGGAAUCCGGGCGCCAAUGGUGAACUAGUUCACAUGGUGACCCUGGACAAGACUGGCAGGAAAUCCUUCGGCAUCUGCAUUGUACGCGGCGAGGUAAAGGACUCACCCAACACCAAGACCACCGGCAUUUUCAUCAAGGGCAUUGUGCCCGAUAGUCCUGCCCACCUGUGCGGGCGCUUGAAGGUUGGCGAUCGUAUCCUCUCACUAAACGGCAAGGAUGUGCGCCACUCCACCGAGCAGGCGGUCAUCGAUCUCAUCAAGGAGGCGGACUUCAAGAUCGACCUGGAGAUUCAGACCUACGACAAGAGCGAUGACCAGCAGCAGCAGCAGGCGAAGGGAGAUCCGCGGAGCAAUGGCUACAUGCAGGCCAAGAACAAGUUUAACCAGGACCAGAUGACCAACAACAAUGCAGGCGGAGGUCAGGGAAUGGGUCAGGGCAUGAAUCAGGGACAGGGAAUGGGAGGCAUGAAUCGGCAACAGACGAUGCAGAAGCGGAAUACCACAUUUACGGCAUCGAUGCGACAGAAAUACAGCAACUAUGCGGAUGAGGAUGACGAGGAUACCCGGGAUAUGACCGGUCGCAUUCGCACGGAGGCGGGAUAUGAGAUCGAUCGCGCCUCCGCCGGCAACUGCAAGCUGAACAAGAUGGAGAAGGAUCGCGAUAAAGAGCAAGAAGAUGAGUUUGGCUAUACAAUGGCUAAGAUCAACAAGCGGUACAACAUGAUGAAGGAUCUGCGGAGGGUCGAGGUCCAGAGGGAUCCUAGCAAGCCGCUAGGCAUUGCUCUUGCCGGACACAAGGACCGCCAGAAGAUGGCCUGCUUCGUGGCCGGCGUGGAUCCCAACGGAGUUUUCGCCAGCGCAGACUUCAAGCCCGGCGACGAAAUUGUCGAAGUCAACGGCAAUGUGCUGAAGAAUCGCUGCCACUUGAACGCCUCCGCCGUGUUCAAGAAUGUGGACGGGGACAAGCUGGUGCUGAUCACCUCGCGGCGCAAGCCCAACGAUGAGGGCAUGUGUGUGAAGCCAAUCAAGAAAUUCCCCACCUCGUCGGAUGAGACCAAGUUCCUGUUCGACCAGUUCCCCAAGGCGCGCACGGUGCAGGUGCGCAAGGAUGGCUUUCUGGGCAUCAUGGUCAUCUAUGGCAAGCAUGCCGAAGUGGGCAAUGGUAUCUUCAUCUCCGAUCUGAGAGAGGGCUCCAAUGCCGAGUUGGCGGGCGUGAAAGUAGGCGACAUGUUGCUGGCCGUCAACCAAGACGUGACUUUGGAGUCCAACUACGAUGAUGCAACUGGACUGCUGAAACGUGCCGAGGGCAAUGUGACCAUGAUUCUAUUAACCCUCAAGAGCGAGGAGGCCAUAAAGGCCGACAAGGAGGCGGAGGAAAAGAAGAAGGAGGAGGCCAAGAAGGAAGAGGAGAAGCCGCAGGAACCAGCCACAGCCGAGAUCAAGCCCAACAAGAAGAUUCUCAUCGAGAUUAAGGUGGAUAAGAAGCCGCUGGGCGUUAUAGUCUGCGGCGGCAAAAACAACCAUGUCAAGACUGGUUGUGUGAUCACGCACGUCUAUCCAGAGGGAGCCGUGGCCGCCGACAAUCGCCUCAAGAUUUUCGACCAUAUUUGCGAUGUAAACGGAGUACCAACCCACGUGGGUGCCAUGACCACGUUGAAGGUCCAUCAGCUGUUCCACACUACGUACGAGAAGACCGUAACCCUCACGGUCUAUCGCGCCGAUCCACCGGAGCUGGAAAAGUUCAAUGUGGACUUUAUGAAGAAGUCUGGCAAGGAACUGGGCCUCUCCCUGUCGCCCAACGAACGUGGAUGCACCAUAGCGGACGUAAUACAAGGCCAGUACCCGGAGAUCGACAACAAACUGCAGCGCGGCGACAUCAUCACCAAGUUCAAUGGCGACUCACUGGAGGGCCUCACGUUCCAGGUCUGCUACGCUUUAUUCAAGGGUGCCAACGGCAAAAUCUCGAUGGAGGUGACUCGACCCAAGCCCACUCUGCGCACCGAGGCACCCAAGUAGAGACGACGAUCCUCCGAAAUCGAAUCACUCUUGCAGCAUUCAAUAAAAGAUCCGA